This is a messenger RNA of Hyaloscypha bicolor E, 1490 nucleotides long. RefSeq lists its product as uncharacterized. Lineage: Eukaryota; Fungi; Ascomycota; Leotiomycetes; Helotiales; Hyaloscyphaceae. The record is from RefSeq and is a predicted model, not a curated record. Gene Ontology annotation, molecular function: iron ion binding; C-4 methylsterol oxidase activity. The transcript has a single exon. Gene Ontology annotation, biological process: sterol biosynthetic process. The coding region runs from base 33 to 1385 and encodes 450 amino acids.
ACACACUUGAUUACCACAGUAUUCUCUGCAACAUGAGUAACCAAGACCCCAAGCUUUCCGCACGCUCGGAUAGACCAAGUAACGAGGAAGUGGCGGAUCAGAUACAGAAGGAAUGGAUGUUCAAAAUCAAACGAGCCCCCGAGAACUUCGUCAUCAGAUGCGGUAUUGUUCCUCUUAUUCUCGGUCUAUUGGAAGCCUUGUUGAUUGUCUCUAACAAUUUCCACUACUUCGGAUACUGGGAAUGGUUCAUCACAAAGUCGUCCGAAACCCGCGACAGCAUUUUCCCCUUCUUGCCGCUCCUCGACCCCUAUUCUCUUUGGCGAGGAUGGAUCGUGCCAAGUUCCCUGGCGAGCGCGACCUACAUCAUCGUCUCACUGCUAUCCUUACGGCACGAGUUAUACCACUGGAAGCCAGAGCUACUAGGGCACUAUCUCGAGUCGGCGAAAGAAUCAAAGAUUGGAGUUUAUGUUCCGCAAGCAUGGUUGGACUUCGCAUUUCACAUAUACGAAGAUAACCACCGAGAAUACAUCAACAAUCGCAUCCAAAAGCAGACCCACAAAGCACUAAACGACUCCGAAGAAUUCCUCAAAAUCCUACGGACCGUGGCAUCCAACGUCUUCAUCUCAACACUCAUGGUCCUCCUCUUCUGGAUUCUGCUGUUACAAACCAAGAUCGAAGCCGAGAAUAUCGUCCAACUACCAAGAUCCUACGUGCCGCCCCUCCAAGGAAUAAUCUGGUAUCUUCUCAACGACCUCUUCUACUUUUACCCCCACUGGAUUGCGCACCACUCGCCCUCUUCAGACGCCUUCUACUACAAGCUCCUGCCUCCUACCCUCGCGAAGGCACUGUACACGCACUUCAACCGCUCGCACAAGCUACACCACAAGACGAAAGCCAAUCUAGGAAUCGCAGCAUGGUACUGCUCGCCCAGUGAACAAAUCCUGUUCAACAUCUUCCCCGCACUCAUCGGGCCCCUUUUCACGCAGUUCCUCGCCUCCACUCUCCCCUUUCCGCUGUCGCAAAUCUGGGGCACGCACCUGAUAGUGCUGUACGUGUGGCUCAUGGCAGCAUCCGCAAUGAGUGUCCUCGCUCAUACCGGGUAUAGGAGCAAGUGGAAUGACCCCGGGAAACACGAUUUGCAUCAUGAGCGCGCGUUUAAUCCGAAGACGGCGGUGAACUUUGGGACGUUGGGCUUCUUUGAUUGGGUGCAUGGGACGAAGAGUCGGAUUCCGAGCGCGGAUGCAGAGGCGUGGAGGAUGCAGAGGGAUAGGCAGGCUGCGCUUUGGGAGGCGAGUAGGAGGAAUGGGGUGGAGUUAAGUCGGGCGCAGAUGGAUGUUGUGAGGCAGCCUGAUCAUAGUCAGGAAUGGGUCGAUAAGACGAUUUGAGAAGAGAAAUAGGCGGGGCGUGAGGAUGUAUUUUCCUUUGGUCUAGGUUGACAUACUUAUAGUACAAGUGCAGACAGGCAAAUGUUUCUGUUAACAUCUUUACUG